Molecule: messenger RNA, 4127 nt
Organism: Pristis pectinata (smalltooth sawfish)
Lineage: Eukaryota; Metazoa; Chordata; Chondrichthyes; Rhinopristiformes; Pristidae
Gene: ncdn
Product: neurochondrin
Exons: 7
Coding region: 77-2257 (726 amino acids)
Biological process (GO): neuron projection development; regulation of neuronal synaptic plasticity
Cellular component (GO): dendrite
Source: RefSeq, a predicted model, not a curated record
AGCGUCUGAUUGGGUUAUGUUGUUCGGGGUGAGAGGUCGCUGUUGCCCGGAUGUUGUGGGGACCAGAUAGCUUCAAAUGGCUUCAAGUUCAGAGAAAAUACCUGGGACUGAAGAUGAGGCAAGUAAUAAGACACUGGAACGCUGUCUUAAGGUUCUACAGGAUGCAAAAAAUGAUAGUGAACAGUUUGCAGCACUUUUACUGGUGACCAAAGUGGUGAAGGCAGGUGAAACUGAUGCAGGAACUCGACGACGGAUAUUUGAUGCUAUUGGAUUCUCUUUCCCAAACCGACUUCUCGUCACCAAGGAAUCACCAAGUGGUUGUCCCAAUCAAAUUUUCCGAGCUCUGGGCAUGACUCUUUUUGCAUGUUUUUCCACAAAUCCAGAAAUGGUUUCUCACCCUCAAAUGUUCAACAAGAUUCCCAUUUUCAAUGAAAUUGUCAGUUCACUAAUGGAACCUGGAUCAGAUAUUACCACCUUCACAUCAAUGAUUGAUGAUUCUUACCAAUGUCUUCAGGCACUUUCUGCCUGUUCUGAAGGACAAAGGCAAUUAGUAACUCAAGGAACAGUGUCCGCUUUGUGUAGGGCUUAUCAAAAUCAAUGCCAUGGCUGUGAGAAGGCAUUGUGUCUACUUGUCAAUCUGCUGAAUGCAAUGGGAAAUAUAUGUUGGAACACUUGUAAGCCAGAGCUCUUGAAGGUAUGCAGCAUGCUUAGUGAACAGUUUGCUACAGAAGAAGGUAACCGGAAAUUUGAAUUGUGUAACAUAAUGCAGCAUUUUCUCCCCACCACAUCGACCCUAACAGAGGACCCAAUCUUCACUGCGUGCUUGAAGAACUGCUAUACUGGUCUCUUCAAUAUACUGAACAGUAAAUUGAGUAUCUCACAAAGGGAUCCAGCACUGAAACUUGCUGGACUGUUGUUGGCUGUUUAUGGUUCAGACUGGAUUCUGGCAGGAAAUGCUGAAACAAGAAGAAAAUUCUUGUCAUUGAUAGUGAACCUGGCCUGUGUGGAGGUUCGGAUUUGUUUAGAAGAUCCUGGUCUAGAGGCAACUUACUCUAAACCAGAUGUCAUCACAGCAUGUUACAGUAUAAUUGAGUUUGGGAUGAUGGUUUGCGUACUUGGCGAUAAAGUCCAUCUAACAGAAGCUGAAAGUAGACAAUUAGUAAAAAUAAUGGUGGAGGCCUUUGGAGCGAUCAUUGGCUAUCUUAAGCAGGUGAAAGAAGAACAGCUGAGAGACCCAUUUUUGUUUGCCUCAGUCAGAGUCUUGAGUGCAUGGAUGGCCGAAGAGACUUCUACACUAAAGCAAGAAAUCUGUGAAGUGCUGCCUUUUCUGAUUCAUUAUGCUGAGGUGCUAUUUGAAUAUCCAAUUAGAUCAGAUAACAUGGACAGUGAAGUAAAAGAGCUGUCCCUGACUGAUAGUUCUGAGGCAAAAACCUGGUCAAAAGAUGCUUUGAGGUUCUUAUUACCUGGAUUUUGUCACCUUUCAGCUGAGGAUGCUCCUCGGAGAAUCUUAAUUUCACAUGGAUUUCAUGUUUUGCUUCUCCGUUAUUUUACACAACAGUGGGAAGUCUUCAAUUCUUGGCAGAAUGCACCACUUUCACCAGAUGAUGCAGAGAUGAAUCUCCAAACGGCCUGUGGAGUUUUCCUAAAUCUUGCAGUGACUGAGCCUGCACUGAUCAGGCAGGAAGAAUGCUUCUCAUCUUUACUUAAUUUGUUACUGGAAUCUUUGCAGUCAAUGCUUUGCAGCCAACAUUACCUGAUUCUUGCUGCCAAUUUCACCACUUUGGGAUUAAUGAUUAGCCGCAUAUUGGCUGACACUCCAGUGCUUCAGGGAAAUCCAGCAUCCCGGGAAUUUUUCCGAGCAGCAAUUCACUUUCUUUCAAAAGCACACACAACCCAAAAUGAAGAGCCAGAUCAAAAAACACGGAUUGUCCUGACUGAGAGAUACCAGGAAAUUUGGGAUCAAAUCUCUGAGCUUUGGUUUCUAGGAAUGCAAGCUUUUAGUAGUUGCAUACCUUUGUUGCCAUGGUUACCACAAAGUAUAAUUGAAUCAGAAUGGUUGAAUGAAAUUUUUGAUUUGCUAACUCAGGCUUCUCCUAUGACUGUAGAGUUUGACCUUAUUACUGCCUUUCAAUGUGUUUUAGCUGAGCUAGCAAAGAACAACAAGUCAUGCAAAGACUCGAUGUUACUGAAGAAUGGUGUGGAGAAAGCAAGCCUGUAUGGAAUGUCUAUUUUGGAACAGGUUCUCUGUGAAAAUUAGAGAAGGCCAACCUUGCUCUCCUGAUUAUUUACCAGAUUAAGCCACCAGUAUAAGGAUCUGAAACUUUAUUGUGCUUCCAGAAGCUGAAAAGGUGUACUUGUGAAGAUUUUUUUCAACUGGUCAUUUGAAUUCUAUGAUUUUAAGUCUUUCUGCUAAUUAAAGUUUUAUCCUUCAAUGUUUUUAUUCACUCAGUGGAACUUAGAUGCAGCAGCUUUGUCCUGGCACAUUUUUGCAACUGGGAAAUCUCAUGAUUUGUUUUCUUGCAUUCAUUCAUUUUUGUCCUUGGUUGCAAAAGUUUUAGUUGUGAUAAGUUAAAAUUUAAUACGUAUGUCUGGAAGAUAUCUUGUCAUCUACAGCAUAUAAUUAAAAAGUAAAUUUGUUACAAAAAUUGUGAAUCAUAAGCAUUAUUGCAUAAUAUAAAAACAAUUAUAGCGUGCUUAUAAUGUCAAACACCAAUGUGAAUGACUGUUAAAUUAGUUGUACUGCCAUAUUUUGGAAUAAUAAUCUAAGCUGGUUUGAUAGCCUUAAUUCUGUUCAUAAUGAAAAUGAAUACACAGCAUUGAAGUGCCGGUACAUGGUGUAAUUUCCCUGAAUUAGAUAUUUGCUUGUUAGUGCCCACAAUUUAAAAGCAUGGAUAUGCAAGUUGUUAGGGAAAUGAUGAUCUGGGUUUUGGAAUACAUUAUAUUGCUGGGACAAAAAGCAGAAAACUCUGUCUCAGGGUACAUUUUAUUCAGUACUGAAUGAAAAUGUUAUGCUUUCAAUGCCCUGAUUUUAAUAAGCACAAAAAUAUCCACAAAAUUAUAAAGAGAUCUUUAAUGGUGUCUCUUAGUUCAUUCAGAUCUUAUCAAUCUCUUGAUUAAAUGUGUAAGCUUAUGUGCAAUAGUUCUACCACUAUUAAAAUCUGUAUUUUCCCCAAAUGCAAAAUUGUCCAACAUUUUUUAUAUAGAUAUUGCUGUGAUUGUCUUUUGGCUAAUUCAGGUUGAAGCACUGUCUUUUGUGUUUAGCAGUAUGUUGCUAACCAUAAAGUUAAAGGGGUUGUUGGAAAAAGUAGAAUAUAAAUUGUGCAGUAAUAUCUUGACACAAAUAAAAGGUGAUUUUGUUUUACUCUCCCUGCAAAUACAUAUCCAGAAACAAUGAAGUAAAGUCUAGAUCUAUCCAUGUGAAGCAAAGUCUUUUCAAAUUGAAUCACCAAAACCCCAAAUGUUUUCAGGUCAGCUCAGUCUGAGUUUUCACAGGCUUCAUUCCCACCUUGUGAAACUUGCUGUUCCAGUUUUUGACACGAUACUGUGACUCAAAUCCAUUAAUGUUCAAAAUUCCUCAUGUGGUUUAUUCCUUUUGAGUCAGUCUACUUAUGUUGUUUGAGAGUCCAAAGUAUGGAAAGUCAGCUGGCUGAACGUUGUGAUGAACAAUCAUCACCACUGCCCCUCCCCCAAUUCAAGAGGCAGAACUGAGGUGGAGAUGGCACCACAUUUCCUCCCCUCCCAACUAAUUUGCUGUCUCCCCUCUUUCUCCAAAUACCAGCUACAUUCUUCCUCCAUCUCACAAUGUCAACCUUACCUGCAACCCCUGGCUCAAAGCCCUUUUCAGCCCCUGUGCUAAGACCCUCUGUAAAGGCCAACUCACCAUUACAGGUCUUCCCAGGCUUAUAAAUGCCUGACUUUUGUACAGCCGGUACGUACAAACAUACAACAUCUGGGGGAGUGAUGGUACAGAUUUGCCGUUGUUGCGAGGCUACAAGCAUGUUUUACCACCUGGGAACUCAGUUUGUGGUUGCAUUUCCGCCUUGUGAACUGUUCAGGCUACGAGCAGUUCACAGGAACGGAGACACAUUUUCCUCCAUAGAUGCUGCCUGACCUGAGUUCCUCCAGUA